AUGCCACGUUUCUUAUUUUUACUGAUAUCUGUGUUCUGCUGGAAUGUUAAGGCGAAUUCAUUAAAGACAUGUUUCAAUGAAUGGGACUCUACUGCUGAUAUCAUUUUAAAAGAUGAACCACUCUAUUCCGAACUAAACUUCCAAGACAACGUUAGAAAGUUAGUACGCCCACAAGGAUAUAUUGCUGUGAACUCUACGAGGGAUGUCCAAAUUGCACUGAAAUGUCUGCAGUUGCUCAAUCUUCAGUUUGCAAUAAAAAGUGGUGGACAUUCGUACGAGAAGUAUUCGCGUGGCAAUACAGAUGCGUUCGUCAUAGAUUUAUCGAGAUUGAAUGAGAUAGAAUUUGAUCGCCGAACACAAAGCGUAAUGGUUGGCGCAGGAGUACAAGCUCAUGCUGUAAGCAAACGUAUUUGGGAAAUGGGUAAUUACGGUUUGCCAGUUGGUGGUUGUCCCACUGUUGGAAUAUCGGGUUUCACGUUAGGAGGAGGAUUCGGUCCGAUGUCACGGAAAUGGGGUUUAAUGUGUGAUAACGUUGUUGAAAUGGAAGUGAUCCUUGCCGACCAAAGGAGAGUUCGAGCUAGCACACGACAGAAUGCAGAUUUGUUUUGGUCUCUUCGGGGAGGCGGUGGUGGUAAUUUUGGUAUUGUGACGAAAUUUUAUUUAAAACCUUUUGAUGCUUCCGCUCAGCUGAUAGUGUCUACAAUAUCAUAUGAGAUAAGUGAUUUCCCCUCUAUGUUUACAAAAUGGUUGCAGUGGGCUGCGACGAAUCCUGCAUCUUCCAUUGAUUCAAUAAUUUAUUUUAAGAUCUUCGCACCGGAUUCGCUCGUUUUGAAGUUUGUUAUUUCUGACAAAGAUUUGGACAAAAGCAUUGAGGCCUUGAAUAGCAUAAAGCGAUACUUCAACGAAGUAGACGACCCAGAGCAUAUGAAAAUCGUUCCAUUCAUUGAUUCGUUGUAUCCCUUUUACAACAAUGCAACUAAACCGUCGCUUGUAUACGAGAAGCAUAAAAGUUUUUUCGUAUCGAAAUGGUUGAAUUCAACUGAAGUCAAUUCAUUCAACGAAAAACUGGUCGAACACAGUUAUGCACAAUUUCUGAUUCAGCUCUGUGGUGGCAAAAUAAGCGAAAAAUCUGCAACCGAAACUGCAUUUUAUCACCGAGGAACAUUUUUCGAACUAGACUUUGGAUUCACCGUUCCUCUGCGCAAAGACGGAGACAUUCAAGGGACCAUCGCAGACGGUGAGGAAUUGGAGCCGAAACUGAAGCAGUUCACCGAAUCUAUUUCUCUAUUUAUCAAAGACAAGGCAGCUUAUGUGAAUGUAAUAGAUGGUGACUUACAAUGUCCACUAGAAAAAUACUACGACAAAAAUUACAGUAAAUUGAAAAUGGUUAAGAGACGAUAUGAUCAAAGAGAUGUAUUCAAAUUUCCACUCAGUAUACCUCUUACUUGCGUUUGCUCCAAUGAAUCGUGUGUUCACGGUUAA
Messenger RNA from Bradysia coprophila, 1482 nucleotides. Its product is annotated as putative FAD-linked oxidoreductase YgaK. The record is from RefSeq and is a predicted model, not a curated record. Gene Ontology annotation, molecular function: oxidoreductase activity; FAD binding. NCBI's taxonomy places the organism in Eukaryota, Metazoa, Arthropoda, Insecta, Diptera, Sciaridae.